Molecule: messenger RNA, 1359 nt
Organism: Eubalaena glacialis (North Atlantic right whale)
Lineage: Eukaryota; Metazoa; Chordata; Mammalia; Artiodactyla; Balaenidae
Gene: TFAP2D
Product: transcription factor AP-2 delta
Exons: 8
Coding region: 1-1359 (452 amino acids)
Biological process (GO): regulation of cell population proliferation; anatomical structure development; regulation of transcription by RNA polymerase II
Cellular component (GO): nucleus
Molecular function (GO): DNA-binding transcription factor activity, RNA polymerase II-specific; RNA polymerase II transcription regulatory region sequence-specific DNA binding
Source: RefSeq, a predicted model, not a curated record
AUGUCAACUACCUUUCCGGGACUAGUCCACGAUGCCGAGAUACGUCACGACGGAUCAAACAGCUACCGUUUGAUGCAGCUUGGCUGUCUGGAGUCCGUAGCCAAUUCCACUGUCGCCUAUUCCUCCUCCUCCCCUCUAACUUACUCCACCACCGGCACCGAGUUUGCGUCCCCCUACUUCUCCACUAACCACCAGUACACCCCGCUCCACCACCAGUCCUUCCAUUACGAGUUUCAGCACAGCCACCCGGCCGUCACUCCCGACGCCUACUCUCUGAACUCGCUCCACCACUCGCAGCAGUACUACCAGCAGAUCCACCACGGGGAGCCCACCGACUUUAUUAACCUGCACAAUGCGCGGGCGCUCAAGCCGUCCUGCCUGGAUGAACAGAGGCGCGAGCUGGGCUGCCUCGAUGCCUACCGCCGCCACGACCUGUCCCUCAUGAGCCACGGCUCUCAGUAUGGAAUGCACCCAGAUCAAAGACUCCUGCCCGGGCCCAGCCUGGGGCUGGCCGCCGCGGGAGCCGACGACUUGCAGGGCUCUGUGGAAGCCCAGUGUGGGCUCGUUCUCAAUGGCCAAGGUGGAGUGAUAAGAAGAGGUGGCACCUGUGUGGUCAACCCCACAGACUUGUUUUGCUCUGUCCCUGGUCGUUUGUCCCUUCUCAGUUCUACUUCCAAAUACAAGGUGACCAUUGCUGAGGUGAAGAGACGCCUCUCACCACCUGAAUGCCUCAAUGCUUCACUCUUGGGAGGCAUUUUGAGAAGAGCAAAAUCCAAGAAUGGGGGUCGCUGCCUGAGGGAGAAACUGGAUAGGCUUGGCCUGAACUUGCCAGCCGGAAGACGGAAAGCAGCCAACGUUACCCUACUGACUUCCUUAGUUGAAGGGGAGGCAUUACACUUGGCUCGAGAUUUUGGCUACACUUGUGAAACAGAGUUUCCAGCCAAAGCAGUAGGAGAACAUCUUGCCAGACAACAUAUGGAACAGAAAGAACAGACAGCAAGAAAAAAGAUGAUCCUAGCGACCAAACAAAUUUGUAAAGAAUUUCAAGACCUCUUGAGCCAAGAUAGAUCACCGCUGGGAUCCUCCAGACCCACUCCAAUUCUAGACCUUGACAUCCAGAGACACUUAACACAUUUCAGUUUGAUCACUCAUGGCUUUGGGACCCCAGCAAUAUGCGCAGCCCUAAGCACUUUCCAAACAGUCCUCAGUGAAAUGCUGAACUACUUGGAAAAGCACACCACUCACAAAAAUGGCGGCGCGGCGGAUUCUGGCCAAGGACACGGCACCUCGGAGAAAGCCCCCCUGCGGAAAACUUCAGAGGCUGCUGUGAAAGAGGGCAAAACAGAAAAGACAGACUAG